ACUCUUCGUCGUGCAUUGCGUAUUGCUCGUACGCAAAUAGCGUACGUGGGGACGUUGACAACACAGGACGUGACGUAAAAUGGAGCAGGAUGGUAUCCAGAAUUCCUCCUCUACGCCAAAAGCACAGUUGUUGCCAUUCAAUCAUAUAUGCCAAGCCUGCAUGGGAUUAAUAUCAAACUAAGAGGUAAAUAUGCUUUGUGUUUUUCUGUAUUUUGCAUUUUCGUAUCAGCAAAAGUGGGAUAGCGCUGAAUGGUAAGCGGAAGUGGGAGUUUUGGAGCAGGAGCAGUGGGGUCUGUUCGUUUCAGGAGCGACCGCAGUACUUUGGAAUAACCAUACUAGAAGAUUGUAAACGAAAUCUUUUCGCUUGACAUUGUGUCCGUGUCCUGACCAACAUUAAACGUGCAAAUUAAUCUUGAAUGACGUGCAUGACCCAAGCACACAACGAUGGUGACACAUACAAAUCCUUCAUAAUCCGUAUCUGUCUUUGUUGUUUGGAUUCAGCGUGGGAGUGAUGGUACAUUGUAACUGCUGGCUCACUGUUGGCCACUACAUUGCAUAAUACAAUCAUAGGAAAUAUACUGACCCAUUUACCCAAAACAUUUCUGCUUUAAACAGUUGAAGUUAGCAGCACAAUGAUCAAUCAAGCCUGCAUAAUGUAUAUCACUGUCACACGUGUCAAUCUUCUUCUCUACAUGUACUUUCAAUGCGUGUUUCAGGCUCAGUGUGCACACUGGAUGAGAACAUAAAGCCCAAACAUGGUGAGGCUGGAGCUGGACCAGGUGGUGAUGAGGAGGAUGAAGGAGGAUGACAUAGAGGCAGUCAAAGCCCUCAUCAAGGUUUGUACAGUAAAUAGGUCAAGAUUCUGACUCCUGUCUCAUUUGAAUCUGCUUUUAUAAACUUAACUAACUAUUGGCUGUCAAUAAUGUUUCUUCAGGAGGGCUGUGAGGGCACAGAGAACCGACUCAUCCUCCACAUCCUCACUCGUCCACUCUGCCUCUUCAUCCUGGCUGUUUUCUCCUCAGUCUUGCGCUGCCUUAUCCAUUCUUUCAUCCUGGCACUUGCUAUCCCUGUCUUCCUGCUGAUUAUCUAUCUCAAGAUCACCAUGCCACGGUCCUCAGGGGUUCUGGGCAGUAGCCUCCCUUAUUGGGACUAUGUGGGUAGUAGCUACAGAGGGACACAAGAUGAGACACUGCCAAAUCCUUAUGGUAGAAUAAGUGGCAAGACACCAGUAACUAAAAAAGUAAGUCUACUUUUAAGUGAGAAAUGACAAGCCUUUAAAACUUGAUAAUAGCAACUGAAUGUUGCAGCUGUAAACUUUUUUUCUUGUUUCUCAGCCACGACGCAGAAUCGGACUCAAAGACAAAGAUGCAUCAGCGGAGAAGAUCGACCCAGAUAGGGAGCAGGCAGCAGGACAGGUCUGGGUAGCAGACUGUGAGGGUGAAAUAGUUGGAUGCAUCUUCCGGGAAAGUGAGGAACAAAAAUACAUCAGGAGGAUCUGCAGGUUGGUGACAGGCUGCUGGUACCGGAGGGAGGGCCUGGCCAGGCUGCUUGUCCAGAGUCUGGAGCAGAGAGAGAGAGAGACUGGCACACACCGAGUUUAUGCACAUGUCCCCUAUCCUUCAAAGGUGGCAGAGGCCUUCUUCAGAAAGCUGGGCUAUGUACAGCUUGGUGAGGAGCCUGAUGAAGAAGAUAGUCAUGAGGGGAAGCUGGAGACACCAGAGAGAGGCUUUAUUGGAUACCCACUCACCAAGGUGUUCUACAAAGACCUGUGAUUGGUUAGUGAUGGACUCAUGGAGAGAAAGGAGCAGAGGAAUGUUUUAAAGAAAAGAAGACAAGCUGUGAAUCUCUGCUUAAAGUAUCACUGCGACAUGCUGGGAUUUUUGUUUGAAACAGUUAUUUAUUGAACUUUUUUGUUAUUUAUACUGCUAUUUAUAUACAGUUGUUUUUGUGUUGCAGUGUGUUUAAGCUAUAUUGUCUAUCUUUGUGUCAAAGAGGUACCAUUUCCCCCUUAUUUUAUGUAUUAUUUAAAGUUUUCAAAGUCACAUCAUAAAGCCUCACCAUCAUGCUUCUCUCCUAUCUUUUGUAACUCAUUAAAAUAUUUAUGUUUAAAGGUUUUUAUUUCUAAGUAUGUGUCUGUAUGCUUCUAUUCUCAUAUAAUCAACCACAGUAUAAGGUAUGUGAGUGUGUAAGUAUGUGUUGGUGAAUGUGCAACAGACCAACUCGACAAUGUGUAGGGGGAUGUACAGUUACUGUAUAGGAAGUGUGUGUGGUUUAUGCGUAUCUGCAGAAACUUUUCACUUUUAUCUCUCUGUGCACCUUGGGUGCGAUUGCUGCAAGUGACAGUAUGGAAUCAUGAGUCUGCAGAAACAUCUCUACCUUACUUUGCUUUGAUUUUCUUAUCCUUUCAUUUCAUUUUUUUAAAAUUGUUUUUCUUAAAUGAACAAUGGGAAUAUCAAACUGCGCAUUGUAUUUUGGCUCACUAUGGUCUUUGUUGAUUUAACUAUUUUUACCAUGCAUUUUUUGCAAUCCUUUGCAGUUUAAUAAGUUAUCAACCAGAAAUCAAUCAAUGACAAUUUGAUCUUAAGCCACUAUGAAGGUGUUAAUGUUUUUUAUUGUGUCAAAGGAAGACACAUACUGAAGCUAGAAUCUGUCAGUGUCAGAGUUUUCAUACUAUUACCUAAAAAAACUUAUAAAACUAAACUUAGGAUAUUACAUUUAUCUUUGAAAACAGCUUCUUUUACUUUCUUAAUAAAAAAAUGGGUUACUUUACAUUGACAGUAUCCUGGUUGCAGUUCAAAAAUACUGAAUUAAAAGAGCAAUCUGAAUUUAAAACUUAAAUCUACUUGGUCUUUAAUUUGUCCUUCAAAAAUGAUCUUCAGUGAAACUUAAAUACAUUCGAUAUGCAUAGGUAUUCUGACUCAACUUUGUGUGGUUUGCAGGUGAAUGUCAGUUUAUGUGACUAAGCACACUGCCUCAGUCUGAGGCUAACCUUAUUAUGGUUAGCAGCCCUCACGCUUGCAUUGCGCAUCUACCCCCUGCUAACCUCAGACAGUGUCAGUAUAGCCAGCCACAGUUUAACACCACAGGAUGUUUGUACAAUGUGAAUGUGUGUGGGAAAGAAGCAUAUCUCACCUGAUCCUAAGACAAAUAAAGGCCUACACUGUACUGCAAACUCGUAAUCAUGUGAGCUGUAGUGGAAAAUCACUGUCCUUUAAUUAACUAUGACGAAAAAGCCGAGACAUCCAGUAAGCAAACAGUGUUGUAACAUGCACGAGUGAGUGUGUGGUCAAGCCAUUUUCACCUUGUGAAAACUGUAUUUGUCCUUGUGACACUUCUUGGUCAUCAAGCUUUUUCUUCAUGACUAUUAAAGACCAGACACCUGUUAGCUGGGCCUCUACCCGA
Messenger RNA from Xyrichtys novacula (pearly razorfish), 3402 nucleotides. The record is from the annotation of a GenBank genome assembly. NCBI's taxonomy places the organism in Eukaryota, Metazoa, Chordata, Actinopteri, Labriformes, Labridae.